AUGGAGCGCCACAUCCAGCAUGUUGCGAAUUAUGGCGUCCACGUCGCGUCUAAAGGACUAAGGUCAGGAUUCCGCCGCAGUCCCGAGUCAAGCUCUCGGAUCCAAGACGGGCGGGCCUUGCCAAAGAAGCGCUUGAGCGACACGGUAAAGUAUCGACAGUGCGAUGUUGAUCCUACGUAUUUGCCUGGUUUCCAGAUAGGGGAGACCUCCUGGCUGCUGGCCCAGACUGGCAAGGCCUUGGUGAAUUACGACACGGUGUACUGCAUCGGGCUGCCGAAACUGGCUCAGCAGAUUCACAUCGAUCAGCAGAGCCACCACGCAUCGCACAGGAUCCAACGAAUGAACACGGACGACUUCAAUGGCAUCUUCCUAGCCAGCUUGGUAAGCCAAAAGUUGGAAUCCUUGCACCCAUUCGGAGAGGACCUCGCAGACCCAGCAACAUUUGAUGCCCUCAGCAACGCGAGCCCGGUCCGCGGGUUUUGCGCUGCGUUCGACACGUUCAGCUUCUAG
Molecule: messenger RNA, 510 nt
Organism: Colletotrichum spaethianum
Lineage: Eukaryota; Fungi; Ascomycota; Sordariomycetes; Glomerellales; Glomerellaceae
Exons: 1
Coding region: 1-510 (169 amino acids)
Source: RefSeq, a predicted model, not a curated record